This is a messenger RNA of Candidula unifasciata, 903 nucleotides long. The record is from the annotation of a GenBank genome assembly. Lineage: Eukaryota; Metazoa; Mollusca; Gastropoda; Stylommatophora; Geomitridae.
AUGCCUAUGCGAGACAGAUUAGAAGAGAUGCAGCAGCAGAGAAAACAACUUCUUCAGAAGGGCGAACAGAAACCCGGAAGAGAAAGCAGCCAGAAAAAGAUGGAUGGAGGGAAAACAAUGCAGAAUUUUCUGGCCGAUGCCAGUAAAAUUGAAGAAGAAUUAACUAGAAUGAAAGCCGAUGUUGCUGAGAUUAAAAAACUUCAGCAGGAUAUGUUGAGUACACCUUUUCCAGACAAGAAGGAUGUGUCAAAAUACGAAUCCUUGGGAGAAAAGGUUAGACUUGAUGCUACCAAAAUUGGAUCUUCUUUGGUGCAGAUAGAAACCAAAUAUGAAGUUAAAGACCUCCCUGAUAGCAGUGCUUUUAAACGUGUUCGCAUACAGCAGCUGAAUACACUUGCCGCUGAACUCAACAUAGCAACAAAUGACUAUUUCAAAAUUCAGGCUGGGUAUAUGGACAAAAUGAAAUCGCGUUUACGAAGACAGCUUAGUGCUCGCGGGGACUCUGGUGUGGAUGAUUCAAAAAUAAAUGCUGUUCUGGAUCAUGAUUUCUAUUCCGUGUUCACAGACAAUUAUAUCGCAGAUGUUCACGAUGUUGAACAAACACUUCGUGAUCUUGAUGAUCGCAAGAAAGAUAUUCUAGCACUGGAGAAGAGUGUGACAGAUGUGAACUUGUUAUUUAAAGAGAUGAACUUGCUAGUGUCCAGCCAGGGGGAGAAACUAACCACAAUCGAAAGUGCCGUUGAUAAUGCAGCAACACAUGUGGAGUCUGGGAAUAAAGAACUAAUCAUAACAAAAAAAUAUCAAGCAAGAGCUCGUAGAAAGAAGUGUUGUAUAAUAAUUAUUAUCUUGGUGAUACUUGUGAUUAUUGGAAUCAUUAUUACCUUAAGCCUUACGGUUGGUUAA